Messenger RNA from Gaeumannomyces tritici R3-111a-1, 881 nucleotides. RefSeq lists its product as hypothetical. The transcript has a single exon. The record is from RefSeq and is a predicted model, not a curated record. Lineage: Eukaryota; Fungi; Ascomycota; Sordariomycetes; Magnaporthales; Magnaporthaceae. Bases 227 to 838 code for a protein of 203 amino acids.
GAAAGGAGUCAAAGUACUCCGACGGAUAUGAGCUACGUAACAAGGACAUCGAGGCUCACAACAAACAAAUGCCCUGUCAUGAUUCUGUGGUGACUUUGGCUGGCUCGCACCAACGUUUGGUCCUAGCUCCAGUAUAAAAAGUCCCAGAAAUGGCGCCCAGGGGUUUCCCAAGUCAGAACUCCCGCCGAUUACAUAUCGGACUAAACAGCAAAAACAAGGCCCAGACAUGUCUCGCACGCACCAAGCUCACAAGAACCGAGGCCUUGGAGGCCUCCGUAGCUGCGUCCUUCUCCUUUUGACGUAUUCGGCCGAGGUUUCCUGUGCCAGAGCCCCGUGGAGACGACAGCGCCAAGACGCGGCAGCAAAGCUAGGGGAUCAGCCGAUCAAAGAGGAUGCUCUGACCGCCAUAACCCCGGUCCAUGACGGGGAACAGUCCGAGCUCCUCACAGCCGUCACGCCCGUCCGCGACCCGACAGAGUUUGCCAACCCCCUCACGGCCAUUACCCCUGUCACCCCGUCGACUGGAACCGAUGCUCUGACGGCCAUCACGCCCGUCACGCCUUGGAGCAGCGAGCGGCCGCCGAUGGCCACCAAGACCGAAACCGUGGAUGUGUGGACUACUCAGACGGUUGUGGGCGGACCGGACGUGACGGCAACAGUCACGAUGACGGGGACGGGGACUGGCCUCGGCGGCGGGGGUGCCACGACAGCGGUUGAGACAGGAGCUACGGGAACAGGGGGCGCGACAGCAAACCCAUCGGGACAGCCGUCAUCGUCUUCGCUGCUGGCGCUGGCGACGGUGACGACGGGCGUGGUUGGCUGUUGGCUAUUUACGUGACGCAUAUUGGUGUAAUUGCAAGUGGGUAUGGCUUCGAACAGAG